AUGUCCACCGUAUCAGUUGUGCUACCCCGCCCCGGCGGUCCAAAUGCCGACGACACACAGGAACCAAUCCGAGGGCCAUCAGAAGCCAGCUUCGUUGCAAAAUUUGGUAGCCUACUGCCACUAGCAUCCUUUUUGGCGACUCCAAACGGCAGGGUUGCGUAUUACGAGCUCAAACCCUCACCUCCAGUCCCAACAGACCAAAUCAAUCCUAUUUCCCGAGUGUUGCUUGUGCAUGGCGUCCAGACCUCGGCCAUCGGUCUGCAGCCAUUGGCAAGCGCGCUAUCUUCACGUUUCGCAUAUACGCACUUUGUGCUGGUAGAUCUAUGGGGCCAUGGUCUUACUGACACCCCAUUGAAAGUACACAACUCCGUGCUUUUUCAUGGACUAUUGGAGGCUGUGACGGCAAAUUUGAAGUGGGAGAAUGCCCAUUUUCUUGGUUAUUCGUUUGGUGGAUCGACGGCUGCAUCUUUUGCAGCCGUGCACGCAGAGCGUGUUGCAUCCAUGGUGUUAGUUGCACCCGCGGGCCUUAUGCGUGCAGCGAGCUUCAACAACCUCCAGAGAAGCUAUUUGCACGGGGGUGAAGGAAUAGAAGAACAAGCGCAAACAUGGAUUCUGGAGUUCCUAGAAGGGGGACAAUUAAUCGUACCUUCUGACUGGAAAGAGAAAGUUAAGCGAGGCGAGGUAGUUGCGGAGGCUGUUCGAGACUGGCAAAUGAAGGAGCAUAAGGGACACUUGGCGAGUAUCGUGGGAAUUUUUCAGAGACGCGGCGCAAACGGAUAUCCAAAGCUUGUGUGUCUUGGAGAGUUGGACGAUGUGGUCAGUGAGCAGGACCUGAACGAGGUUGGGAUGCAGAAUGUCGUUGUCCUGCCGCAAGUGGGACAUGGAGUUGUGCGAGACCGGGUCCCAGAAGUCACUCAACUAGUAGAAGAUUUCUGGAAUAAGCUUUUGUGGUGA
Penicillium macrosclerotiorum is the source of this 954-nucleotide messenger RNA. RefSeq names its product alpha/beta fold hydrolase. The coding region runs from base 1 to 954 and encodes 317 amino acids. The record is from RefSeq and is a predicted model, not a curated record. The transcript is spliced from 2 exons. NCBI's taxonomy places the organism in Eukaryota, Fungi, Ascomycota, Eurotiomycetes, Eurotiales, Aspergillaceae.